AUGGCGUUAACUGAUGACCCACGCGCUCCGUUGUUAUCGCGAAACAGAAUUGACGAAGCCGACAAUGUCUCACGCAACAGUGCUGAUGAAGCGGUAUCGAAUACUGAUUACGGCAGCGGCGUUUAUCGAUAUCCACUCUAUCUGCAGCCUGGGCAAUUCACUUCAUUGGAGAAGUUAAUGUUCUUUGUCAGCUCGAUAUUGCUUAUAUUCCUUUGUAUCUUCAUUGGAUUGUACGCACGCAGCAGCUUUGGGGAUAGUUUACCAUCACCUCUUCCAUCACCGACUGCUGAACCCACCCCGAUACCACCACCUGAUAAGGACGAGCAUUACUGCCUGGAACCUAGCUGUAUUUUGGCAUCUGCAUAUAUUCUUCAAGAUGUGAACUUGAACAUGGAUCCAUGUGACGACUUUUAUGCAUAUGCAUGCAGUAACUGGAUUAAUGAUCGUGUCUUACGCGAGGACAUGGCUAAAACGAGCGUGCAAAGCGUUGCAAACGAGAGAACCAAGCAACUACUCAACGAGAUUCUCAAUCAUCCAUUCAAUGACAGUCAUGCUACUCCUCCCCUAUCUUCUUUAUUGCCACCUCCAGACCGUAUCCUUGAUGAACAACUAUUUCAAAAGUUACGGGAUUUCCAACAUGCCUGCAUGGAUGAAGAAACAAUCGAACGAUAUGAUAUUACGCCUUUUUACGACAUGUUUCGAACCAUCAGAGAUUAUUUACCUCUCAAAUACUAUUAUGCAAUGAGCUCUCCUCCUCCUCCUCCAUUUGUCCAUGGUCUCAGUCAUGCGUUGAUUUAUCUUGCUCAACAAAAUGUUUGGCCACUAUUCGCAUUUCAUGUGGGUGUCGAUCCCCAAGAUAGUUCACGUCCAAGCCUUUCCAUAGGGCAGGGGGAACUAGGCCUUCCAUCGCAUGUAUAUUAUAAAGAUUCGGAUAUUUUGAAUGUCUACAGUGAAGUUGUAGAGGAGAUCUUGAGCACAGUGUUCAGCAGAGACGACGCAAACGAGUUUGGAUGGAAAACAUGGAGCCCAGUAGCUACUGCACGACGAAUUAUCAACUUUGAAAAGGAGCUAGCAACAACGCAUCAUCAGAACAUGGAACGAUGGUCCCUUGAUCAGCUACAAAAGGCAGCUCCAAACAUCGACUGGUCGAUCAUUAUUGAAGCUUUAUUACCGCGUGGCACGCCCAUUCCUCAAGACAUAUUGAUUCCGUCAUCAACAUUUGUCAUUGACUUGUCAGGUCGAAUUGUACAAGGCACCAACACACGCACACUGCAGUUAUAUUUGAUUUGGCGGGUUCUCUGGAAAUAUUUGGAUACCCUUGGAGAAGAAUUUAUAGCACCUCGCCGCAAGUUGGAUGCUAAGCUGUACGGUGUUGAAGUACGUGCCAAACCACCAAGAUGGCAGACUUGUUUAGCUUACGCUGAUCAUCCGUUUGGUUUUCUACUGGGUCGUUACCUUGUAAAACGUAUAUUGGAUGAUGUUGCAGAACAACAGGCGGAUGAACUAUUAACAAGUAUUGGUCAUACCCUUUCUGAACGUAUACAAUCCUUGGAUUGGAUACAUGUUGAAGAUAAGCAAAAAUUCCAAUACCAGAUGUCACAUAUUAAUCACCAAGUUGGAUACCCGAAAUCACAUCCUGACACUCGAUCCGCUAUUUCACUCGCCGAAUAUUAUGCCGAUGCUAUCGUCAAUAAGGAUAACUUCUUUGAGAGCAUCAGAAGUGUCAACAAAUGGCAUGUGAAACAGACCUUGGGGCGCUUAUCAUCUAGUGUCGAUCCCAAUGCAUGGGAUAUAUCACCCCAAUACACCGAAGCUUUGUAUGAUCCUUUACAAAACAAGCUUCAAGUUCCUGCAUCCAUUCUUCGUAUGCCUUUUUUUAAUGUACAGCUCCCUGAAUUUUUAAACUAUGGUCAACUUGGAGCGAUGGUGGGCCGAGAAAUUCUGCAUGCGUUCAAUGGAAGAGAAUGGAGCAAUUCAACGACAACAGCUUUCGAAAAUAAGGCCAAAUGUUUUAUUCAUCAAUAUUCCAAGUUUACUAUUGAGGGAGAACAUGGAGAUACCUACCAUGUGGACGGUGAACAAACUUUGAAGCAGAAUAUUGCAGACAAUGGAGGCUUGUUGCACGCUUAUCUUGCAUGGAAACGUCAUGUCGGACAAAAUGAUCUUCCACCAGGAUUAGACGCUUGGUCUCGAGAACAAUUGUUUUUUAUUAGCUUUGCUCGGAUGCAAUGCAGUAAAAGUACGACACAGAGUGAUUUACAUGAGUUAUCAACAAGUAGCAAUGCCCCCAGUCGUUGGCGCGUGAAUGGUCCGCUGAUGAAUUCUAAGGAAUUUUCAAAAGCAUUCUCAUGUCCAGUUGGAAGGCCUAUGAAUCCUAAAGAUAAAUGUCUUGUAUGGUAG
Messenger RNA from Lichtheimia ornata, 2400 nucleotides. RefSeq lists its product as uncharacterized. Gene Ontology annotation, molecular function: metalloendopeptidase activity. The record is from RefSeq and is a predicted model, not a curated record. Gene Ontology annotation, cellular component: plasma membrane. The transcript has 7 exons. The coding region runs from base 1 to 2400 and encodes 799 amino acids. NCBI's taxonomy places the organism in Eukaryota, Fungi, Mucoromycota, Mucoromycetes, Mucorales, Lichtheimiaceae. Gene Ontology annotation, biological process: protein processing.